AUGGCAAAGUAAAAGCUCAUAAUAUUAUAGAACUAAGUAGCUCAACUCCAUCAAUCUAUUGCCUUCAGUAUUUCUGAUAAAAUUGAAUAUAUGCAUGAUUACAUCAUUGAUAUCACAAACAACUAAGAAUUAAUAAAUCGAAUUGAAGGCGUAGUUGCAUUCCGCUAUUCAUUAAAUAAAUUCCACCUAGAUCACAUUAAUGAUCAAGAGAUCUUGAAGUACUUCAGCAAGAUAAAUAUAAAUGAUCAAAUGAAGAUUGUUGAAAAGAAUAUAAAGAUUAAGAGAGAUAUGUUCUCAGAGAAGAAUGCCAAGAUACUCAUGAAGCUAGUGCAAACAAAGAGACCUAAGAAUCACGAAUAACGAUUGUGUGUAUUUGACGAUUAUGAUAUCUGGCAAGAAGGAAAGCUUAGCCUUGAGAGCUAGUCCUUGUAUACAAUCAAGAGUUUGAAGGAUGAAUCGUAAGAACAAGCAUUUUCCUAUGAGAAAUUUAUGGAAUGCUUCAUGGAUAUAGUUGAUUCUAAUAGCUAUAAAUCUUUUAAGAGAUUUGAUCAGAAGGAAUCAAAUGAGUUUGUCAUUAAUUUUAAAGAGAGAAUCAACUAAACAAGCUUAUCUUAAAGGGACAUGAAGUUGAACUACUAAAACAAUCUGAUAUGCGAACUAGAGCAAUAGCUCACGAUUUAAGAAACAAGAAAUAAAGAUCUGGAAUAGCAGAAUCACUAGCACUAGUAGUAGUUACAAUAACAUUAGACUCUACCGAAUCCCCCUACCUUCAAUGUCCAAAAUGAUAAUCUGGAACCAAUGAACAUCAAGGAAAUAGAGUUCGAGCUACCAAGUAAUCUCUUAAUGUCACCAUAAAACGCAAAUGUGAGAAAUCUGAACUAGGAUCCAAUGAAAACCACCAGUCAAGAUUUCCUAUCACUUACAUCUGAGAAGGAGUGCUUGAAUACCCAAAAAAAGAGAGUGCCUAAGUUAAGUAAGAAACCCAAGAAAAAGAUUCCAUCUGGCCUGAUAAAUAACGCAAAGGCUUGCUGCUAAGAUAAACUCAAGAAGCCCAAAGUUUCGAAGAGGCACAGUCCAAUAUUCUUGAAGAAAAACUCAAUGCAGUCUGGCUUUUCAAAUAUAUCCUCAUCCAGUGACUUACUCAGCUACAGAAGAGUGCUUGUUGUUUAAGAUUCAAGCAAAAAGAGAAAGUCAGAUAAAGAAGUCCAAUCAAAUGAGAAAAUCAAGCAGUAAUCACUUGAAAUCACAAAACUUUCAUAAAAGGUACUAGAGAUUGAGUCUAAGAUGCUUAAUAUUAACAACUAGCAAUAACAGUAACCUCCGAAGACGAUCAUUAUCAGAGAACCAUAAGUGACUGUGCAUCAAGCUACACCAAACAUAGAACUAAAACCAAGCAUUGUAAUCCCACAACAGCCGAAUCCAACCUAGGCAAUGAACUAAGAGUACUUCAAUUUAACUUAAAUGAGGCAGUAGUAGUAUAAGGAUGAAAUAUAGACAUUAUACAACAUUAAUAGAAACCUGCUACUUUCUUAAAGAAAAUAUGAUUACUCGGUCUAGCCAUCUCACAGUCUUAAUCAGGGAGGAGGAUUAAGACUAGGAUCAAGCGCGGAAAGGUAUGAAAUAAGCAGUCAUCACCAGAAGUGUACAUCCAAGUUUUGCUUGAUCUGUAAAUAGUGA
Messenger RNA from Stylonychia lemnae, 1677 nucleotides. Lineage: Eukaryota; Ciliophora; Spirotrichea; Sporadotrichida; Oxytrichidae. The record is from the annotation of a GenBank genome assembly.